GGUUUCAUAGAGCUUAUUAAAUAUCAAACUUAAUGACAAAGUUCCCAGAGACCGAAGAGAUGUUUUCACACAGUUUAUCUUGUGUGAUAACCCUAAAUGUAAUCAGUUUGCAAUAAUACGAUAGAAAGAAAAGCUUUCAAAUCAAACUGAGGUAUGCACAAUUAGAUUUUUAUUUUACACUGUGAUUACUUAUCAAAUUUCUUUGUAUUUUUUCAGGAACUUUUGAGUUUCAGCUGCUCUUCUUAAGAACAAUUUAAUGUGUGGAAGUGAAAACAUAAAGCCAAAAGUGACAAUUUCCCUUCAAAAUCCUUGGCUUGUUUUAUUGCUUUGAAUGUAUAAAUUUGGAAAUGAACUAAUCUAAGCUGUUUCCUGUCACACGAGCGUCAUGUGCAACGUGUUUCUCUGUCUGUAACUGUCCACUGCAGGUGGUAAGCUGGGCUCGAUGUAUAUUUAGUAGAGUUGUGGGAGUGAGUGGUGGAGGGUGUCAGUGGGAGGGGGCUCGGGUCAGGAUUAGGAACAGUACGGUAGUCUAUAAAGCCUGUGUCUUCACUUGUGCCUCUCCUUGAGGAACAAGAAGUGAAGGAAACAUAGCUGCACUCUCUUCUUUCUCCUUUUCUCCUUCGUCGUGCUUACCUGCCCAAGGGUUCCUCUGGAAACAUGUCCAAGAAUCUCCACCCGACCACGGACCCCACAAAGAUGGGGCUUGGACGCUCCAUCGCUGUGCUGACGUCAGGAGGAGACGCCCAAGGCAUGAACGCAGCUGUGAGAGCCACAGUCAGAGUGGGUCUCUACACCGGAGCCAAAGUCUACUUUGUUCACGAGGGCUACCAGGGUCUGGUGGAUGGAGGAGAGCACAUUCGUCCAGCCACGUGGGAGAGUGUGUCCAUGAUGCUUCAGCUGGGAGGUACAGUGAUAGGCAGUGCCCGCUGCAAGGACUUCCGCUCUAGAGAGGGUCGUAUGAAGGCAGCUCGCAACCUAGUGAAGCUGGGCAUCACCAACCUGUGUGUGAUCGGAGGCGACGGCAGUCUGACCGGAGCCAACGAGUUCAGGAGUGAAUGGAGCGGACUGCUGGCUGACCUCGUCCGAGCCGGUAAGAUUACAGAAGAGGAAGCCAAGAAAUCUUCCCACUUGAACAUCGUAGGCAUGGUCGGCUCCAUCGACAACGACUUCUGCGGCACCGACAUGACCAUUGGCACCGAUUCUGCCCUGCACCGCAUCAUCGAGGUGGUGGAUGCCAUCACCACAACCGCACAGAGCCACCAGAGGACGUUUAUCCUGGAAGUGAUGGGCAGACACUGUGGGUACCUGGCCCUGGUGACAGCUCUGGCCUGUGGUGCAGACUGGGUGUUUAUUCCAGAGAUGCCCCCAGAUGACAGCUGGGAGGACCAUUUGUGCAGGAGGCUGGCAGAUCAAAGGGCCAGAGGUUCUCGUCUGAAUGUGAUUAUUGUGGCUGAGGGCGCAAUGUCAAGAGAUGGCAAACCGAUUACAUCCGAGCAAAUCAAAAAGCUGGUGACUGACAGGCUCGGCUUUGAUACUCGCACCACUGUUCUUGGACAUGUACAGAGAGGAGGAACACCCUCAGCCUUCGACAGAAUCCUGGGCAGUAGGAUGGGAGUGGAGGCAGUGAUGGCCCUGCUUGAGGCCACUCCAGACACUCCUGCUUGUGUGGUCAGCCUGUCCGGGAACCAGGCAGUCAGACUGCCUCUCAUGGAGUGUGUGCAAGUGACCAAAGAUGUGACUGCAGCCAUGGCUGAGGGCCGAUUUGAGGAUGCCAUCAAGCUCAGAGGAAAGAGUUUUGAGAACAACUGGAACACGUACAAGCUGCUGGCUCACAUCAAUCCCCCAGAUGUUAAGAGCAACAUCAAUGUGGCCAUCAUGAACAUCGGUGCUCCCUGUGCUGGUAUGAAUGCUGCUGUCCGCGCAGCUGUUAGGAUGGGCAUCAUCCAGGGUCACACCAUGUUGGCUGUCCAUGAUGGUUUCGACGGUCUUGCUCAAGGACAGAUUGAGCCUAUCACCUGGACUUCAGUGAGUGGCUGGACUGGAAAAGGAGGCUCAGUGUUGGGCACCAAGAGGAUGCUGCCAGGUAAAAUGCUGGAGGAAAUCAGUCAGAACAUCGCCAAGUUCAACAUCCAUGCUUUGGUGAUCAUUGGUGGAUUUGAGGCCUAUGUUGGAGGCCUGGAGCUGGUUCAGGCCAGAGAGAAGUAUGAGGAGAUGUGCAUUCCCAUGGUGGUCAUCCCAGCCACCGUCUCCAACAAUGUUCCUGGCUCUGACUUCAGCAUCGGCGCAGACACAGCCCUCAACACCAUAACCUCUACCUGUGACAGAAUCAAGCAGUCUGCAGCAGGGACCAAGCGCCGCGUGUUCAUUGUCGAGACUAUGGGAGGAUAUUGCGGCUACUUGGCCACCAUGGCAGGCCUGGCUGCUGGGGCGGACGCUGCCUACAUCUUUGAGGACAAAUUCAGCAUUAAAGAUCUGGAGGUGAACGUAGAGCACCUUGUGGAGAAAAUGAAGACAACAGUGAAGAGAGGUUUGAUUCUCAGGAAUGAGAACUGUAAUGCCAACUACACCACUGACUUCAUCUUCAACUUGUACUCAGAGGAGGGGAAGGGCGUUUUCGACUGCCGUAAGAAUGUUCUCGGACACAUGCAGCAGGGUGGCACUCCAACUCCCUUCGACAGAAACUUUGGCACAAAGAUGGGUGCCAAGUCUGUCCUGUGGCUGACUGAGAAACUCAAGGAGUGCUAUAGACACGGUCGUAUCUUUGCUAACACACCGGACUCUGCCUGUGUGCUGGGCAUGAGGAAGAGAGCGCUCACCUUCCAGCCUCUUACCGACCUCAAAGGAGACACAGAUUUUGAGCAUCGCAUCCCCAAGACAGAGUGGUGGUUGAAGAUCAGGCCCAUCAUGAAAAUCCUGGCCAAGUACAACAUCAAGCUAGACACAUCCGAACAUGCUGACAUGGAGCAUGUGAUCAAGAAGAGGAGCCCUCUUGGGAAAUAGACUUCCUCUUUGAUUUAAAUGUUCUGUUGCUCUGCCAACUCUGAAAACUUUCAGUGAAUCAAUUUUACACAAGAUGCCAGAUAUCAAGAAACUGAUUAAAGAUAUAUUUAAAAAAAAAUGUUUCUCCUUUC
Scatophagus argus is the source of this 3131-nucleotide messenger RNA. RefSeq names its product ATP-dependent 6-phosphofructokinase, muscle type-like. Gene Ontology annotation, molecular function: monosaccharide binding; identical protein binding; fructose-6-phosphate binding. Gene Ontology annotation, biological process: fructose 6-phosphate metabolic process; fructose 1,6-bisphosphate metabolic process; canonical glycolysis. NCBI's taxonomy places the organism in Eukaryota, Metazoa, Chordata, Actinopteri, Scatophagidae. The transcript is spliced from 22 exons. The coding region runs from base 658 to 3000 and encodes 780 amino acids. Gene Ontology annotation, cellular component: 6-phosphofructokinase complex; membrane; cytoplasm. The record is from RefSeq and is a predicted model, not a curated record.